AUGGCACGAUAUUUCCAAUCUGACUUCUAUCAACAGUCACCAACACUAGAGGUCACGGAAGAAGACGAGAUGAGUGUAUUGGACGACAAGAUCUUGGAACCUUCAUCCGAAGAUCUCUCCGAUCGCCGCGCCUCGUACGACGCCCCAGAUGCCUACUCACAUCGGGAUUCCGUCUGGUCCAACUACUCGCAUACCUCCAACCAGUCCCGAUCAAAUUCGCAUCUCGGUCACUCCAUGCUAAACUCAACGGGCGCCUCAUUCAUGCCCGUCGACGGCCCCCACUCAGCGUCAUACCAGUCGUCAUGGUCCAUGCCGCGCCCCGAUUCCGGCUCGUGUACCCCGACCGCAGGUUACGAUCAGUAUCCCGCUGAAGCAGAGCAGAGUUCGUCUGCUCCAUUUGCCGGUGGUGCUGUUGGUCCUGUUAGUGCGAUCCCUAUGAACCCGAUGUCGUACCGGGGGAGUAUGUCGUUCGCGCCGGGAAGUGUGGCCAUGUCGCCGCAGUCAAGUCAGGGCUGGAUGCCGGCGCCAAUGGAUCUGGCUGAUGCGCCGUCUCAUUCCACCAAAAGUCCUACAUACCGGCACGAUUCCCCGUUGACUGUGCGCCGGGAUGGCAUCCGGAAGAAGAACGCCCGCUUUGAGAUCCCGGCUGAGCGAACGUUGAGUAAUAUCGACUACUUGAUCAGUCAGUCCAACAACGAGGACGAGAUAAAGGAGCUCAAGCAACAAAAGCGACUGCUGCGGAAUCGGCAGGCUGCACUGGACUCUCGUCAGCGCAAGAAAUUGCACACCGAGAAGCUGGAAGAAGAGAAGAAACACUUCACGGCAACAAUCGGCGACCUAGAAGAGGCACUGCAAAGCAUGAAAAUGCGCGAGGCCGAGCUCCUCCGUGAAAAGAGCGAGUGGAUCGUCACCCACCAGCAGAUGAACCAAUACAUUGAAGGCCUGCACAUGGAAAAAGAUGAAGUCAUCCGCGUACACACGCUGGAAACAGCCGAGCUGCGCAAGAAAAACAACAUCCUCAUGGAAACAGUGGACAAACUCGAGCGAGGCGUCAACGUCAAGCCAGUACCAGAAGCCACCCCUGGCGACUUCACCGGCUUCGAGAAUCUCACCAUGGACACCCACUGGGAUGACUUCGCCAUGACAACCGGAGUACCCAUGCAACAAGACCACCUCCAGGCCCGCACCCACGCAGUAAACGUAAGCCAGCAGAUGCAGCCCAAAGCCCCGGAGAAAUCCACCGGCGACCUGCCAAUCAGCUGGAACGCAUUCUACAUGUGUCUCCUGUUCGGCGCAUUCAUCGCCUCAAACAGCACCUCUAUCCCGGGCCGCUCGCUCCCCCAACUCUCAGAAGAGUACCGCGCCGAGUCUGCAAACGUGCUAAAAGCCGUGCUGGCCUCGUCGCCCGGUCAGGACCUGACACAUGCCGCACACGCGACAGCCUCAGGCCCAAACCCCGCAACAAUUAGUGGCAUGGAAAUGGGCCAGAUGGGGGCCCAACAUCAACAGGUCGGACCUUCGGCCUUGGACCAGCUACACGACACAUUAGUCAUGCCGACAGAGCAGCAAGAGCGCGAACAAGUCUUCGCUCUAAACGCCGACCAGUAUAACUCCCUGACGACGUUCGAAGACGAUGGCGCUGGCUUUAAACCGCAACAGCCGUCAAGUUUGCAGCAGGCCCUUGCUGCCAUGCGUAAUUCGGCUGCUCAGCAGAGUCGCUUGCAUGCCGUGCCUUCGGAUGUUUAUUCCAGGUCGCUUAUGUGGGAUCGUGUGCCUGAUAAGGUUAUUCGCGAUUUCAGACGUAUGGUGCAGGACUAUGCUACUCCUGUCAAGGAGGAGGGUAUCUUCCAUGCUUAG
Messenger RNA from Penicillium arizonense, 1857 nucleotides. RefSeq names its product putative bZIP transcription factor. The record is from RefSeq and is a predicted model, not a curated record. Lineage: Eukaryota; Fungi; Ascomycota; Eurotiomycetes; Eurotiales; Aspergillaceae. Gene Ontology annotation, biological process: regulation of DNA-templated transcription. The transcript is spliced from 2 exons. Gene Ontology annotation, molecular function: DNA-binding transcription factor activity. Bases 1 to 1857 code for a protein of 618 amino acids.